GCUGCGUCAACUACAGGCAAAGAACAUUCGGAGCACCGACUCAGGCAAACUGCCCGGAGUGAGAGACGGGCACCUUCGUCUUUAGAUGGCGGACCUGAACGUCGGCGAGAAGCCGCUGCGAAACAUUUCAGAGUCGUUCAAAGCCCUUGCCGCCACUGUAAAUGCUGAAACCACCGCGGUCGAGGUUGCGCCGUUUUCUCGCGCCUGCUCCUUUAUUUCGCCUCUUUUUGGCUGCUUGGGCAUCGCAUUCAAAUUCGCGGAAAUGGACUAUGUUGCCAAGGUUAAUGAUCUCGUAGAAUCAUCUAAGUCAAUUGCAUCUCUACAAGUGUUGGUGGACAAAGAUAUUGAAUCUGACUGUGUGAGGAAAGCUGGUAGCCAUUCAAGAAAUCUCUUGAGAGUGAAGCGCGGGAUUGACAUGGUCAGAGUACUCUUCGAGCAAAUUUUAAUCACAGAAGGUAAUUCCUUGAGAGAUCCAGCUUCCAAAGCAUAUGCACAGGUAUUUGCUCCUCACCAUGGGUGGGCAAUCAGAAAAGCUGUUGGGGCAGGGAUGUAUGCUCUUCCUUCGAAGGCACAACUGCUGAGGAAGCUCAAUGAAGAUGAGGCCUCAGCCAGAAUCUUCAUGCAAGAUUAUGUGGCCGCUUCUGCUCCUGUGAUUCAGUAUGUUGAAAAGCUCUUCUUCUCCAGAGAUUUGGGCAUAGAUUGGUAACAUAUGAACUACAAAUCCAUAAUCUUAAUAAUUUUGAGUACUCUAUAUGUAAUCUACGAAUGAUUCAUGUCUUUUCCAUCUCCCCCAAAAUAUAAAAAAAAAAAUAAGAAAUGCACUCAACUAGAUAUCUUCCCUUUGGUGGCUUUUAUUGAACUAUAAAAUAUCCAUGAAUGCAUGAAGUUGUGUAUACUCGUCUAA
Messenger RNA from Cucurbita pepo subsp. pepo (vegetable marrow), 904 nucleotides. RefSeq names its product Glycolipid transfer protein (GLTP) family protein (gene ACD11). Gene Ontology annotation, molecular function: ceramide 1-phosphate binding; ceramide 1-phosphate transfer activity. Gene Ontology annotation, biological process: intermembrane lipid transfer; ceramide transport. Gene Ontology annotation, cellular component: cytosol; membrane; cytoplasm. NCBI's taxonomy places the organism in Eukaryota, Viridiplantae, Streptophyta, Magnoliopsida, Cucurbitales, Cucurbitaceae. The record is from RefSeq and is a predicted model, not a curated record.